Messenger RNA from Rosa rugosa (rugosa rose), 707 nucleotides. RefSeq lists its product as uncharacterized. The transcript has 2 exons. NCBI's taxonomy places the organism in Eukaryota, Viridiplantae, Streptophyta, Magnoliopsida, Rosales, Rosaceae. The record is from RefSeq and is a predicted model, not a curated record. The coding region runs from base 198 to 677 and encodes 159 amino acids.
CAGAGAGCGCCGCGCACCACACCAAAUAGAGGCAGCCCCUUUGGGCUGCUCUCUCUCCUCUCCUCCUUCUCCUCCAUUUUUCAUAAUAGUUUUAGUUUUCUUUUGGGUAUUCAUAAAAUUUCUCACACAACCUUCAAGGAUUCAUCAAAAGCUACAAGAUUCAAGCUUUAGGUACUUAUUUUCUAUUAAUUUGAGCUAUGGAUCGAUGGAGUUAUGCAUGGGAAGACCCAAUGGGAUAUGAGCAACCUCCUCAAGAUCGAGCUUAUGCACCUUCAAAGCCAUCCAUCGAAGAAUUGUUUGCUCAAUUCAAAGCUAUAAGUGAGAGUGUAGAUCCAAUCAUGGAGCAAUUCAAGGCUAGCCUACUUCAAGAGCAACCUCCCACCACUUUAUAUUUGCAAGAGCCUUUCUUUGAUCAAGUGGAGCCUAUUUCAAGAGAAGAAGUACAUAUCAAGCAUCUUGAGCAAGAGUCGUUUAUGCAAAUUGAUGAUUAUAGUGAUGUUGAUGUACAAGAAAGUGAGCUUGGUUAUGAAAGUUCCAAUGCAAGUGGGGUGAAAGACUACACUUCGGAGGAAUGGGUGCAAUAUUGGAAAUCUAAGCUUCCUAAUGGAGGGGAGAUAUUUGAAGAUGAUUUGAUGCGCUCAAAGCAAGCGCAUAAGUUAACCCUGAAAUAUCGUUAGUAGUAUAAGCAAAUAGGGAUCGUUCUAUUC